Messenger RNA from Alligator sinensis (Chinese alligator), 2995 nucleotides. It is a transcript of the gene NFATC4, whose product is annotated as nuclear factor of activated T cells 4. Gene Ontology annotation, molecular function: DNA-binding transcription factor activity, RNA polymerase II-specific; transcription factor binding; RNA polymerase II cis-regulatory region sequence-specific DNA binding. Lineage: Eukaryota; Metazoa; Chordata; Crocodylia; Alligatoridae. Gene Ontology annotation, biological process: cytokine production; calcineurin-NFAT signaling cascade; regulation of transcription by RNA polymerase II. The record is from RefSeq and is a predicted model, not a curated record. Gene Ontology annotation, cellular component: transcription regulator complex. Bases 431 to 2926 code for a protein of 831 amino acids. The transcript has 10 exons.
GGGGUGUUCCUGGGCAGCUGUCCAAUCAGCACCAGGGAAACUAUUCCAUCAGAGAGAGAGAUGGAGGGAAAAUGGGGCAUGGCUAAUUUUCUUUCCCCUCCCCCCAUCUCAUUCAGUGUUUUUAUGGGGCGGGCCUAAAAUUUUUGUGGGCGGAGGGGGCGUGGCUGGGAAUCUCCAGUGGGCAAAUGGGAAGGAGAGGCAGGGGAGAUGGGGGCGUGGCUUGAUGGGUGGGAAAAAAAAGUUUGGGAGAAGUUUUUAUAGUAAAAGGGGAGAAAAAAAUUGAGGCUGAGCAAGGGAAGGAGAGAAAGGAGGAGUGGAAGAAGGGGGUGAGGGUCACUGUGGGACACCUUUUAGUGUUCCCCCAUCACAGCCCACCCUAGUGACCCCCACCACACACACACCCCACCCCAGCCAUCUGCCAUCCUCUCCCAUGGGGGCAGCCAGCUGCGAGGACGAGGACCUGGAGUUCAAGCUGAUUUUCGGGGAGGAGGACAAGGAGCCUGUGAGGAUGGGGGUGUCGCUGGAAGAUCUGGAUGCCGAAGACCUCCCUGCUUGCUGCACCCUGGGGCUGGGAGACCCCCCAGCCUAUGCCUCCCCGCUGGGCAUCCCUUGCCCACCUCGCCCAGGAGGGGGUCCCCGGGCUGGCAUGCACUCCCCUCCACCCCGCCCUGCACGGGAUGACACCUUCGAGAGCCAGCCUGCCCGGCGGGUCCGCCUUGGGGGCAGCUCCCGCGUGCUGGAGUGCCCCAGCAUCCAGAUCACCACCAUCUCCCCAGGCGGUGGAGGGGACUGGGACUGCUCCCCCCGUGACUACCUCUCCCUGGAAGCCUAUGGGACGUACCGCGAGGCCCCCCUAGCCUCCGGCUUCUUCACCCCCAGUCCUGCCAGCAGCGGGAGUGCCUCCCCCUGGAGCUUCUUCUCUGACGAUGACUGCUCCGCUGGUGACGAUGUUGAACGGGAGCUGAAUGAAGCAGCAGCCAGAUUUGCCCUCAGCUCACCCUGUGGCUCACCCAAGCCCUGGGCCAGCAUGGAGGAUCCCUGGCCACUCUACACCGGGGCCCGUGGGGCAGAGGAUGCCUGGCUGGCCCUGCCCCCACGGCCUACUUCUCCCUGCGGCAAGCGGCGCUACUCCAGCUCAGAGACCCAUUCAUCCACCUCGCCCUGCCUCUCUCGUCGUGGGAGCUUGGGGGAUGAGGGCACAGCAGAAGUAGCGGAUGGGGCUGGUGGGGAGGAUGCACCCGGGCAGCGCCCACCGGAAAGCAUCCCCCAGAAGGCACGCAAGACCUCCACUGAGCAGACGGUGGCACUGACACGGAAGGAGGAGGGAGGAUGUAAUGGGGAGGAGCCGGGAUUUGGGGGCCCCCGGAAGGAAGGGAUGGAUUAUCUGGCUGUGCCCUCCCCUUUGGGCUGGUCCAAGGCGCGGAUCGCUGGACACAGCCCCAUCUUCAGGUCGUCAGCUCUUCCUCCCCUGGACUGGCCCCUGCCCAGCCAGUACGAGCAGUAUGAGCUGAAGAUUGAAGUCCAGCCGCGAAGCCACCACCGUGCCCAUUAUGAGACUGAGGGUAGCCGGGGGGCAGUGAAGGCCGCCCCAGGGGGGCACCCUGUGGUGAAGCUCCUGGGCUACGAUGAGAAGCCGCUGACCCUGCAGAUGUUCAUUGGGACAGCUGACGAGCGCAACCUGCGGCCCCACGCCUUCUACCAGGUCCAUCGGAUCACUGGCAAGAUGGUGGCUACCGCCAGCUAUGAGACUAUUGUCAACAGCACCAAGGUGCUUGAAAUGUCCUUGCUCCCCGAGAACAACAUGGCUGCCAACAUUGACUGCGCAGGGAUCCUGAAGCUGCGUAACUCAGACAUUGAGCUGCGGAAGGGCGAGACGGAUAUUGGACGGAAGAAUACGAGGGUCCGGCUAGUCUUCCGGGUCCAUGUGCCCCAGGGCAAUGGCAAGGUGGUGUCCAUCCAGGUGGCCUCAGUCCCCAUCGAGUGCUCCCAGCGCUCGGCUCAGGAGCUGCCCCAGGUGGAGAGCUGCAGCAUCAGCGCAGGAUCAGUGCGUGGUGGAGAAGAAAUGGUGCUGGCUGGUGCCAACUUCCUGCCUGACUCUAAGGUCAUCUUCAUUGAGAGGGGUCCUGAUGGGAAGCUCCAAUGGGAAGAGGAGGCUUGCAUCAAUCGGCUCAAGAGCAAUGAGACCACGCUGACCCUCACGGUCCCCGAGUACAACAAUACCCGGGUGUCCCGUCCUGUCCAGGCCUAUUUCUACGUCUCCAAUGGGCGUCGGAAACGCAGCCCCACCCAGUCCUUCAAGUACCUGCCCAUGAUAUUCAAGGAGGAACCAUCGCCUGACUCCCCACUCCGAGGCUUCCCCCCUGGCUCCCCUUCCCCAGGGCCUCCCCACGGCUCCCCCUAUUCCCCAGAGAUCCCCAGGGACAUGGAUUUCUCUCCCAGCCGGCCCCCCUUCCCCUGCUACCCUGAAAGCACUCCCUAUGGGGCCAGCUACUCCCCCACAGGCUAUGGGGCACCCUCUCCAUACCCCGAUGGACCCCAUCUGGUCACCCUCUCCCCGCCCUAUCGCCACUGCCUCCCCCCUGAGCCCCCUCUCCGCUACCCCCCAGUAGAGCAAUACGGGGGACCCGGGCUCGCGGUGCCUCCACCCUUCCACCCACUUGGCUACUGCUCGCCCCACUUCCAGCCCCCCACCCAGCUCACCCCUGCACAGCCUCCGGGGGAGCAGGGGGGAGCUAGGACUCCUGAAUGGGGGGAGGCAGAGUCAGCAGACAGCGCGGUGCUGGAGAAGCCCAGUGGAAGCGGAUACCGGGCAGCUUUCCGGGAGAGUCUGCCCAUCCAGGGUAUCACGCUGGAGGAAGUGACUGAGAUCAUCGGCAGAGACCUGAGUGACUUCCCUGAGCCACCUUGUGAGGGCAGGGGCAGCUGAGACUACAGCCCCUCCUGGGUGCUUCUUGGGCAAAGAGACCCCCCUAGAGCUGACCCAACGCAGCCAGCC